AUGUAAUACUGUUUCUAGAUGGUAUAAUAAUUGCACCAUUCUUGUGAACUGCAUUCAUAUAGGUUGAUGGGUGGCUUCCUAUCCAGAAAGAACUGACAGCUCACGGUUUUGUAGGUAGUGAGAUAUUCACCGUCAUCUUCAUCUUUCUCGGUCACUACAUUUUCACUAAUCUAUUUGUUGGUGUCCUCAUAGCAAAUAUUCAUCUAACUACGACGAAAUUCAAAGCACAAAAAAUGACAGAAAAAAGAGCACUCAUCCAGAGUAAGAAAAAAGCAGUAAUUGACAAGCAGCACAAAGAUGUUAUGGAGAUGCUUAAGAAGCAACGCGAAAAUAACUAUAUGACACUGAAUGAAAUGACAAAAGAAUUUGAGAAAAGCCUCAGACAUGAUGACUUUACUUAUACGACUGAUCUCUGCACUACUGUGACAUGGAUUGAGACAAUGCUGGCAUCUUUAAAGCACCUUGAGAACAGCAAACACAAGUGCCACCAAAUUCAAUUUGAAAUAGCUGAAGUAUUAGCUGAAAUGAAAGGAACCUAGCUGAUAUCUCCUAGUAUCUCAUUUAACUGUGCUUUUAUUAAUAAAUUUUAUAACCACAAAAGGGUGUGGUUCAAUUAAGCUAUGGCACCGCCUAGUGGCAGUGAAGAACUCAGGAAGCUUGGUUUUCUCUUUUUCUCGAGGUUUAUGACUAUUUCUGCCAUAGAUCCAUCACAUUAUCACACAUUUGAAUUGCUAGGCUCUAUCCUUUUGAACUUUAAAGACUCUGGUCGCUUUUUUGGGGAUUGGAGUCCUGUCAGGAACCCUGGACAGUCUCGGGGAGCCGGACUAGGUCUAGGGCAGAUCUAGUAAGGUGGAGUGCUCAAGAAGUUAGGCUUUAAUGAUGUUACACUAGGAGGCAGUGUGUUAAUUUUAUAGUAGCUCUAGCCAGAGAAACCUUUGAGAACCUUCUACAGUACUAGAGCAAGGCUUUAAUAGGUUUACUUGGUGCAGAUUUUUGGAAAAGUAACCAACUAAACUUGCCAAGCUUUUAAAGAUUCUAGCCUAAGUUACAACAUAGAUACAAAGAAGCUACUUCUAUCUAGAAGCGUUAAAAGUUCAAUUAUAUCAGUAGUACAUGGCUAUAAAGCGUUUACAGUGUAUAUAAUGCAGUAUUGUAAUGACUGUUAGUAUGUGUAGGUGGAAAAAUCACGUGCUGUUGCGCAAGCGCGCCGUGGCCUAGUGGUUACGGGGGUGGACCCGGCCUUGAGGCAAGAAGGUCCGGGUUCGAAUCCCCGAAACCGCAUUUGUAGACUUUCUUGUAAGUUCUUUGGUAGGUAUUCUUGUAGGCACUAGGUAGGUUAUAAGCCGUGGCUGGCUUCAGUGGCAUGCAAUUACAUGUAAGUACAGUACACGUACACUCUGUCUAAUAUAGUAUGCAUACAGAGUUUACAUUAUAAUGCACACACAGCUUCAGACUACAUUACAGGUUUGUACAGUGCUGGUGACACACUUCCAUUGGCUACCAUUCCUCAUAGAGUGCACGCUAUGAGUACUGGUAGUCUGUGGGGGAGUGCCAUUGGUACUGUAUAGAUCUGUAGAGCUUAUCAUGCAAUUGUGUAUACAUACAUGAAGCCUCAUACUUAAUAGUAAUAUACACACAGAGCCUCAUACAUGUACUUAAAUAGUAACAUAUACAUACAGAGCCUCAUACACACAUACACACACGCCAAUUUUUUUUCUUUUUUUUUUUCUUUUUUCUGGGCAAUGAAAUAAUUAACAAAGCUCAUCAGAUGAAGAAAAAUGGCAAUUCUUUUUGUUAAUUUUAUGAAAGUAGUUGUAGUUGUUUAUAGUAUAAUGUUCAUAAGACCAUGCUGCAAAUUGUGGUAUUGCCAAAUAAGGGCUGUGCGGAUCACGUGAUCUCUAUUAGGGACAAAGCCGGCGAGGAAGAAAAAGUAGGGAGUUCCCCUUUCUCUUUCUGUACUGUCCCUUUCUGGUGCUGUCCCUUGGUGUUCUCCCUAAAGUCGGAGCCUAGUCUGUGUAGUUGUGGUAUAAGCGCGGGUAGUUUUAGAAAAAAAGGACACUCUCAUUAUUCACUAGAUAGGAACUAAAUGGAAAGGUCACAGCUCAACAAAGGGAGUUUAUAUCGAGAGGGGGGUAGCCAGGAUCGGCUCUCCCCAUCGUCUGCCUCGUCCCCUGACAAGAGGCGGUAUCUGAGCACUAUAAGCAGUGGAGCCAGCCCUGCACCUGCCACUCCAUUGCGACUGAUAUCUAGAGGCUGCCCAGAGCCUGAAGAAGAGGAAGUCCAGGAGGUAAUAAGAACGCAAGUAUCACCAGGAGCUCCUAACACUGGUUACUAUCAUCACCAAACCAAACUGGAUACUUCUGCAUCAAGAAAGAGAAAGAUACUCAACAACCCUCUACCCUCGCCUAACCCUUCCUCUCUUCUUGUCCUUCCUUCUCCCACCACUCAAAUUGCAAGGCGUAUUGACUCCAUUAAUCUCGAGACUCUCCAGCGACCGUCUCUCUCUCCUUCUCACUCUUCUCCCGGGAGCCAUUUGACCUCCAGCGUCUCUCACAUGCAGCAAGAAAGCGAUCGGUUGCAAGUCGUGCAAGACGGAGCAAUGGAAGUUGGCACUGAUGUAAGGAGGAGCAGAUCUCCCUCUAAUUCUCCCUCUGUCCCUCCGGUUGGUCAGAGCGUUGAAAUACCAGCUCAAGAGGAUCAUCUUUUAGAGAGCUACAUCCAGCGACCGCCAGAGGCCGUGAACAUGAAGAGGUUAGUACCUUCGGAUGAGGAAAUGAGCGGAGAAGAGACCAACUGGAGGACAAGAGGAAGUUCAAAGAUUCCUAAAACAACAGCUGGUGUUUCACCACAGGGACUAUCAAAUCAUACCAAGCAGUCUCCUCGGGUACCAACCAUCCAUCAGCCUUCCUCUCUGCUUAAGAAGAAACACUUUUCACCUUCUCCUAACUCCUCCACUGCUCCUUCUCCUGUCACCUUACCUCAGCUUCCUCUCCUUCCUUUGAUGUUCCCUCUUGUUUCUUCUUCCUCUCUUCUCCCUUCCCUCACUCAAUCUCCUCCUACUGCUCCUCCUCUUUCGUCCUCUCAACAAACUAAAACUAAAACCGUCAGCAGUUUCUCUAUCAAUGACUUGCUUGCUAAGGAGCCUACGUCUUCGGCGUCAUCAAAGCAACAGGCCCCACCCACUGCAAUAACUCCUAAUAGUUACCCAUUGAUAAACCCAACCCUCCUACUACUCUACCAGCAGCAGUAUAAUAGUAUGUUAGCGGCGGCUUUGGCAGCUGCUAACGGAGGGACUAUUACUAAUGCUGUCUCGGGUGGUAGACUGUUUCAAGGAGAACCAGCUGAAAAAGAUAACUUGAGCAGCUCUUCUCCUUCCUCCUCCUCAUUGCAUGUGGUGCAUGACAUUGAUGAUGAUGAUGAACCGCCAUUGACGCUAUCAGGCUCUGUUAAUGCCUUCAAGAGGAAUGAAUCAGCUAGUCCUUUGAGGAAUAGAUACAGUCCCAGGGCCAGUCCAGGCCCUACUAAUGACAGUACAGUGACUAGUAGUGAGGAAAGGUUACCCUCUGUGACUCCGCCCAGUGAGGGACUACCCACGUCUAAUGCCGAGGGAGGAGUCAGACAGAAUGCAUUACUACAGGUAGGGGAGGCUCACUUGGCUAUACUGCCUGAUGAAGAUGGAGACACGCCGCUUCACUUGGCAAUAAUACAGGAAAACAUUCCAUUGACUUUCUAUCUUGUUCGACUCAUUACUGGUGUAUCGAUGAGCCUAGACAUUGCUAACAAUCUGAGACAAACUCCUCUUCAUUUAGCUGUCAUUACUGCACAGCCAAUGUUAGUUAACCUGCUGGUUCAAGCUGGUGCUUCUGUUAACUGUCCUGACCGCAAGGGGAACACUUGUGUCCAUUUAGCUGCUCAAAGAAAGAAUGUUGGGAUAUUACAGAUUCUCUCACAAGCAGAGAAUCACUCCCCGGAUUACAAUGCGAGGAAUUUUGGAGGCCUUACUCCAGUUCACGUAGCAACCAAAGAGGGCAGUAUUGAUGUCCUUAAGUUCUUGCUUCAAAUGGGAGCCAAUAGGAAUAUGGCGGACUCGUGCAGUGGCCGUACGGCACUACAUUAUGCAGUAGAAGCACAGAAUUUCCAAGUCUGUAACUUUCUUCUGGAGAACAAUGUGAACGUGAACGCAGUGACAUUCUCUGGUAAUACUCCGUUACAUGUAGCAGCUGGACGAAGACUGAAAGAGAUUGUGGCACUACUAAUGGCCUACGGAGCCAAUCCGUCCAUCGCCAAUGGAGAAGGGGAUUUCCCUAGUGACCUACCAGCGUCUCUAUUGGUAGGUCACGUUGUGUGUUCUCUAUAAGUCACACCCACUACACCCACCUGUGCCUGGAUGCAGAGGGCAAAAAUGAGCACAAAAUAAAUUUUAAGAAAUAAAGAAAGAGACUGUUAUUUAUUUUUAAUUUGAAAUAAUAAUUAUUUUUUCUGUUCAUCACUUCUUGUAAAUGUAUCAUGGAUGUGUA
This is a messenger RNA of Amphimedon queenslandica, 4517 nucleotides long. Its product is annotated as NF-kappa-B inhibitor cactus-like. The record is from RefSeq and is a predicted model, not a curated record. NCBI's taxonomy places the organism in Eukaryota, Metazoa, Porifera, Demospongiae, Haplosclerida, Niphatidae. Gene Ontology annotation, biological process: cellular response to tumor necrosis factor. The coding region runs from base 2087 to 4357 and encodes 756 amino acids. Gene Ontology annotation, cellular component: cytosol. Gene Ontology annotation, molecular function: NF-kappaB binding. The transcript is spliced from 13 exons.